Nematostella vectensis (starlet sea anemone) is the source of this 981-nucleotide messenger RNA. RefSeq lists its product as uncharacterized. The record is from RefSeq and is a predicted model, not a curated record. Lineage: Eukaryota; Metazoa; Cnidaria; Anthozoa; Actiniaria; Edwardsiidae. The coding region runs from base 87 to 404 and encodes 105 amino acids. The transcript is spliced from 3 exons.
AAACAGAUGGGCACUUGAACUCAUGAGGAACAUAGCAGAGAUGCCAAGAGAGAAAGAGAGCAAUGGGUAAACAAAUGGAUCAGUGAAUGGGUUACUCCGCAAACAAAACACCGGGCGUGGACCUUUUGGCCGCCUCCACGGCCGCCAUUAUUUCCAGUCUCUUUGUGCCCCUUCCAAAAGGCAAAGGAAGCCCGGCCGAGACCAAAAGCGAAGAAAAGGACCAUGGAAUUUUAUCCGACAGUAAUGAAACAUUACUAUACAGGUCAAUUAAGAAUUAUUUUCAUAAAUCCCUGCUACAUCAGAGAAAUAACGAUUGCUAUGGUACUUUUCCGUCGCUCUGCGUUGCUCCACAAGAAACAGAAAGACCAGAACCAAGGAGAGCAGAACCAGAGAUAGCAAAAUAACGCACAUAAGCUUAACCCGGCGUGAGAGGGAUUCCUUGGUUUUCUUCAUCACAACAACAAUGUAUGACUUGCCAUAGCACGGGGUCUGUUGGGUUACUUGCUCUAUGAUGACUCUAGCUUGCGCAAGCGGAUUUUCCAUAUCUCAGGCUUGUUAUUAUUCGGAGGAGCGCGCAAUGGCGGUUUCCAUGUUUGACAUCCGAGGAGCAAAAGGGCAGUGGAAAAGAUAAGAACAAAGACGAAAUUCAAGACGUUAAUAGGUGGUUUAUUAAAAACGAUAAUAUAGAUCAGUGUUAUAUAUUUAAACUUAAUAUCAAAGAGUCAUUUUAAGGGGGAAUGGCGCAGCCAUUCGCUGUGGCUCUCACCGGGUUUUCUGUGCUAGUAGAUGAACCGUGGGAUGGUUAGGAUCUGGGACGAGAUCAUUGGUUUCCUGUGACGUCACAACUUUUACCAGCUACAGGAACUACGAUAAGAACGCCUGGGGCUUUGGGACGAGCUUGACACGCUGGAGUAUUUGUCAAACGCGUAACAUCACAUCACAAAAAAGGUGCUCGCAUUAAAUAGUGUGCUCUUAUGCUUU